CUGAUGGCCCCCUUCCUGGCUCAGUCAAUGACCAAGAAAAGAAAGCAAGUAAGAUUUUCUCCUGCCACGAUGUCAACCAAGAAUUCUACAGAUCUAGUUCAGUAUGUUGACAAGGGUCAUUCUUUUCUUCCUGUGAUUCCAAACAUGCAGAGAAGUCAGCUAGAAGACAGACUGAACAACCAGGAGCGCACCAUCGCGUUCCUCCUUGAACAAGCCUUCCGUAUCAAGGAGGACAUCUCUGCUUGUCUUCAGGGGACCCAUGGCUUUCAAAAAGAGGAGUUGCUUGCCAGGAAGCUACUGGAAAACCAUAUCCAGACCAUCACCAGCAUUGUCAAAAAACUCAGCCAAAAUAUUGAGGUUUUGGAAGACCAAAUAAGAGCCCGAGACCAGGUGGCCACAGGAACUAAUUUUGCAGUACAGGAGCUUAACACCAAACACGUUCAAGGAGUUGGAGAUCUUCGAGGAAGGGUAGCCAGAUGUGACUCCAGUAUUGUGAAGCUUUCUGGAGACAUUCACUUCAUCAGACAUGAGCACCGGAAAACUGAAAAAACAAUUCAAGAUUUUAUGUCUGCCCUAGAAACUGUUUCUAAGAAUUUGGAUGUGAAGGUAAUGCAGCUCUUAGGAAAGAUCGAGGCUUCCACUUCUGAGCAAAUCUCAAAUUUAAAGAUGGUCCAGGGAGAUCAUCGCCAUGAAAUGAACCUUUUGGAGUUCAAAUUUAAUUCACUUUCAAAUAAUCUAUAUGAGGAAGUGGAGAACCAUCAAAAAUGGACAGAAAGCCGGUUCAUCACCUAUGAAAAAGACCACCUUGGGCAUAUAAAUCAAUGUCUGAAGCUCCUACAGGAGAAACUGGAAAAGUCUGAAAAUAAAAUGGAAGAAAAAUUACUGAAGCUUUCAAGCAAAUUAGAGAACCUCAUUAACACAGAGAAACAGGAAGGAGGACUAAGCAAAGUAAAGCAUAUAGAAAACAAACUGUCCAAAAAGAUGAACCAACUGGAAAAGCACAUCUGGGGUGAAUUAGAGAAAAUGCAGAGUGAAUAUCAAUCAGGAUUUCAAUCAAUUCAUGACUCUCUCAGCUCCCUCCAACAAAUACAGAAAACAAAGAUGGAUUUAGAGAAAUAUAAAGUACAGAAAGACCUAAAGAAAUUACAGCGCAAGAUAGUGGAACUCCAGGAGGUAUAAAACUUUUCAGUCAUCUUUUCCACCAGCUAAUAUAG
Messenger RNA from Neogale vison (American mink), 1214 nucleotides. It is a transcript of the gene FAM81B, whose product is annotated as family with sequence similarity 81 member B. The transcript has 9 exons. Lineage: Eukaryota; Metazoa; Chordata; Mammalia; Carnivora; Mustelidae. The record is from RefSeq and is a predicted model, not a curated record. Bases 4 to 1179 code for a protein of 391 amino acids.